CCGCACCCACCCCGUACCGCGACUAGCUGCACUCCUCGACUCGCAACACCCAUCAUGACCAACUGGGAAGUCCGUCUCUCAAGCUCGCGCGGCGUGCCGUACUUCUACAACACCGACACGCGCGAGUCGAUGUGGGAGGCCCCGCCGGACCUCACCCAGGAGCAGAUCGCCGCCCUUCCUGGCUCGAAGGAGUACCUUCCUGGCGCGCACGGUGACGCGGGCGGCGUCCGCCCCGCACAGGUCCGCGCCAGCCACCUCCUCGUCAAGCACAACGGGAGCAGGCGGCCGAGCAGCUGGAAGGAGCCCAACAUUACGCGCUCAAAGGAGGAGGCGAUCCAGAUCCUGAAGGGAUACGAAGCGCAGAUCAACAGCUCUCCAGAGAAGUUCGCCGAGCUCGCGUCCAAGCACAGUGACUGUAGCUCGCACUCGCACGGCGGCGACCUUGGAUUCUUCAAGCCGGGCCAAAUGCAGAAGCCAUUCGAAGACGCGACGUAUGCGCUCAAGGUCGGCGAGAUCAGCGAUAUCAUCAGCACCGAGAGCGGCGUCCACCUCAUCCUGCGCACCGCAUGAUUGUUCAGGGCCCUGGCCGAGGAAUAUAGGAACUUAAGGUAGAUGAGAAGAACUACGGUUUGUUGUUGUAACAUAUAUGCGGUUCAUAUAUGCGGUUCUCAUACGGAACCCGAUCGUUGACAUACAUUUGACAUCUCCUGUUCACUGCGAACCGCCCAGACCUCAGCGAUGAUGAUCAAUGUCUCUACAGUAUAAUGUACAGGUAUACAAGC
Trametes versicolor FP-101664 SS1 is the source of this 782-nucleotide messenger RNA. RefSeq names its product rotamase-domain-containing protein. The record is from RefSeq and is a predicted model, not a curated record. The transcript has 4 exons. Gene Ontology annotation, cellular component: cytosol; nucleus. Lineage: Eukaryota; Fungi; Basidiomycota; Agaricomycetes; Polyporales; Polyporaceae. The coding region runs from base 55 to 570 and encodes 171 amino acids. Gene Ontology annotation, molecular function: peptidyl-prolyl cis-trans isomerase activity; protein binding.